Adineta ricciae is the source of this 1287-nucleotide messenger RNA. The record is from the annotation of a GenBank genome assembly. Lineage: Eukaryota; Metazoa; Rotifera; Eurotatoria; Adinetida; Adinetidae.
AUGAAAAUUGAAGUUAAUACUAACUUCAUCAAUAUAAUUUUGAUUGUAUGGAGUCUUUCAUAUGUAGCACCCAAAGACUUGAAGUUAAUCAAGGUUAUUUAUCGAACGAAUAUAGACGACACCAGUGUCUUUACAAGUGGUGAUACAAAAUUAUUAGCUGCUUACGUUAAGAAUCAACUAGGUUUGAACGAUGCGAAUAUUUGGACGAAUGAAUUUGCAUCUGUGAAUGGCAAUUUUUAUGGUGAGAGGACACCGAAGGAAAUAGCGGGUGAGCUUUUCAUUAUUGAGCUCUCACUAUCGAAUAACUCCAAUAUUGAGAAUAUUUCAAAAUAUAAACAAAUUCAACUCUCUCUUAUGCUUGAAAAUGGGCAAGCGAUGGAUAUAAAAAUGGAUUUUGUUUCAUUCUACCAAAGUCCUUCUUCGCACGAGACUAGUUCUGGUCCUUGUCAAGGUGGAUUAUAUCCAAAUGAUGAGAAAUGCGUUGCGUAUCAGUAUGGUCCUGAUCCAAUUCAAGUCAUUGAUUGUCAUUUGCCAAAAGGUGCUCAUGUUGAUUUAGUGGUCUUAAUGAUUCAUGGCGGAUUUUGGAGAUCUAAACUCAAUCGUUCGCUGGAAAAUGCUGUGGCCAACGAUCUUCUUGGUUUUAAUAUUGUUGUUUGUAAUUUGGAUUACCGUUCAUUUGGAAAUGACGGUGGUUAUCCAAACACAUUCUAUGAUGUAUCCAAUGGCACAGAUCUUAUUCGACUCAUUGCUCAGGAACAAGGUUUUCGCAGCGAUCGAGUGAUCGUUGUUGGCCAUUCUGCUGGCGGACAGUUGGGUGGUUAUCUGACUGGACGUUUUCGAUUGACGCCGAAUCAACCUGGAUAUAGUAUUAACCCACUUCGUCCCAUUGCUCUUGUUACUCAAGCAGGUGUGAACAACAUGUGGGACGGAUGUGAUCAAGCUAACGUGACCGGAGAAGGAACUGUGAUUUCAUUUCUAGGUGGAAACUAUACAACGUAUCCAGAAAGAUAUGUUUUAUCAUCACUAGCUGCUUCAAGUAAUGUGACUGUGAAAUCUAUGUAUCCAAGUCAAUUUUUACCGUUGAAAGUACCAAUACAGGCAAUAACUGGAUCUGCAGAUAUCACAGUACCUGUUAGUCAAACCAUCACUUUUGCUGAACAAGCAAAAAGUGCAGGGGACAAUUGUACUGAAGUGAUUGUUGAAGGCGAAGAUCAUUUUGUUCAUCUUAAUGUCUCCUCGACAGCUUGGGAAAAGACACGAGCCUUUAUUUUAUCGUUCAUUCCAUAG